This is a messenger RNA of Centrocercus urophasianus (Greater sage-grouse), 1933 nucleotides long. RefSeq names its product innate immunity activator (gene INAVA). Lineage: Eukaryota; Metazoa; Chordata; Aves; Galliformes; Phasianidae. The coding region runs from base 65 to 1843 and encodes 592 amino acids. The record is from RefSeq and is a predicted model, not a curated record. The transcript is spliced from 8 exons. Gene Ontology annotation, biological process: adherens junction maintenance; positive regulation of protein ubiquitination.
UGUGCUGUGCCAUACAUUUUUGCGCCAUCAUGCAGUGUCACACUGUGCCACACCACACCACGCCAUGCCAUUUUGCACCGUGCCGUGCCAAACUGUGCCAAACUGUGCCACGCUCCUCCCCGCCACGCUGUGCCGAGUUGUGCCGCGCCGUGCAGGCCCUGCGGGGGCUGUGUUGCUCACCUGCUCCUCCCCUGCUCUCAAGUCAAAACACGUCCCUGCAUCCCGGGCGCAGCAGAGCGGCAGCGAGCACCGUGCUGACGGCCCCGCCGUGCUGGCACCCAGGACCUACGAGAAGGCAAAGCAAACACGGCCUCACCUUGCUCCCUGCAGGUACCCAGCAUGGAGGGCAGGGAGGAGGCGGGCGACUCCGGCAGUGCGAUCAUGCUGCAUUUGGGAGCUGACGGGGACGCUGCCCCAAGAGUUCCCCCUGAAGGCCGGUGAGAAGCCCCCCAAGGUGCGGCGCAGGAUCGGGGCCGCCUUCAAGCUGGAUGAGAGCCUGGUGCUGCGCGGGGCGGACCCACUGGGCGCCCUGGAACGGGACCUGGCGCUGCAGAUGCAGAUUGCCAGAGCUGCACAUCGCCUGUGCCGGGAGGAGAACAUCAGCAAACAGCUGCGCCGCAGGAGGAAGACGGCAGCAUUGAAGGAGGAGCAGAAGCUGAAGGCGCUGGAGGACACCCUGCUGGCCGAGCGCCGGGCCCUGUCUGCUGGUGGCACCGGGGGGGCUCAGGAGCUCAGCGCGUCGGAUGAGAGCUCGCUGUCGGACGCUGCGUUGCUGGAGGAGGAGGAGGAGCAGCCGAUGGGAGCCGGCACCCCGCAGCGCCUUCCGUCGCCGUGCCCGUGGCCCCGCUUGGCCCCUGAGGAGCAGAGUGAGGAUCCGGGGUGCCCCUCUGCACCCCCCGGCCCCUGGAGGGAGACCAGCCUCGAUGGACCCUACGGGAAGGCCAAGAGCAUCAGUGCUGAGCCUGGGGAUGGGGAAACCCGCGCAUCCCGGUGCUGCCCCACGUCCCCACCCGCUGUCACCUCUGUCCCCAUCAGCCCUGACUGCAGGGCUGGGGACGUGGCCCCGUAUCGCUUCAUCCCCGUCCGGAGCGUGGUGCUGUGCAGGCAGAUGGGAUCCAGUGCUCCCAGCACCCCAGAGCCAGCGAUCCGACGUGGACAGUGCCAGUCCCUGAGGGUGGACUCACGUUGGGAGCCGGCUGAGGCGCGGGGCCGCAGCACAGCUCCCCGCCGCCGCCCCACGUACUACACAGUGACAGUGCCCACCUCCUGCCCCCCGGCCCCCAGCCCCACACCGCGCUCCGGCUCCGACGACAGCAUCUCCGACGUCUCCAGCGUCUCCCACGCCACCUCCCCGGGCAGCAGCAGCCCCGACGUCUCCUUCCCACGUCCCCCAGCCCCACCGCCCUGCACCGAACCCGCUUUUUACCCCCGCGGGGCCCCCCGGCUCCUGCCACCCCCCGGCCCCCCGCUGUUCCUCUAUGAGCAGGACCUGGCCCCGCUGCGCUACCAACGCCUGGUGCCCUCGCACAGCCGCAUCGUGCGCACCCCCUCGCUUAAGGACUACGUGCCAGGGGGGUCCCGUGGGCUCUCCAAAGCGGCGGUGACGGAGGAGCUCAAAUCGUGGCACCAACGUGCCCGGCUGCGGGGAGCCCGGCCUCAUUCCCUCGACAGACAGGGGGCCUUCCGGGGACACCGCUGUGGGAACCCCCAGGAUGGACCCCCCCUCCGUGGGGCACCGCUGAGGGCUCAGGCAGCCCCGAUCCGCAUCCUGCGGCGCUCCCCGCCCGGGGUGCCUGUGCAGGUCUACGUGCCUGAGAACGGCGAGAUCAUCACACAGGUGUGAAGCUGCUCCCAGCCCCACGGGGCACGGCCUGGCUGGCCCAGGGCAACGGGGAAGUGGGGACACAGCUGUCAUGCACCUCUGUGGGCUUGG